AUGGACAAGACACAAAACCCUAACCAGCAGAAAACUGGAGAUGCGAUGUCUCAUUCAUUUGGGGAAGGGUAUGCGACGAGGUCCGAUGAGGAAGGAUUUGGAGGUGUAUUUUCGGGAAACCAGUCUCUUCCGAAGACACAGCAGCAGGAUCAGCUGAUCCAUGAAAACCACCCUGCGUAUGACAAGACGCAGGGAAGCGAGGUGAAGGAGAAGGAGAAAGGAAGACACCAAACCCAGGCCAAUGCAUCAACAAACUAA
This is a messenger RNA of Prunus armeniaca (apricot), 258 nucleotides long. NCBI's taxonomy places the organism in Eukaryota, Viridiplantae, Streptophyta, Magnoliopsida, Rosales, Rosaceae. The record is from the annotation of a GenBank genome assembly.